UCAUCUGUUGAAAAACUAGCGCAUCAUACUAGUACUAGAACUGUUUUCAUCAAUCAUUCCGGAGAUCAUCGCUGUGAAAUAAAUAAAAAGCUAUUGUUCUAUGAGAAGUACUAAGUGGCCUCAGCGUCAAGAACAUUAAGGAUCGUUUUUCUGGUAGUAAGUUGUAUUAAGUUUGAGUUACUCGCCACACUAAGUAUUAACGGAUCACGACAGUAGUUGUAUUUAAAUCUCGACAAAGUUCCCUACAACUCCUACGCAAAAUGCCGAGUACACGCGUCGUGCGCCUGGAAUCCGAGGGGGAAGAGAACUCCUCGGAGGACGCUUCGGGUGUGAGCGUGCGCGAUCUCUCCGAGGAGGAAGAGCAAGAUGUAGCUGAAGAAGAGUCCUCGUCUGAAAUCGUGGUUGAGGUGGAAGAAAAGGAGGUGGAGUAUAUGCUCACCAAUCCUCAUGGUCCGCUCGAGCGUUUUCUCCGGCCGCCCGAAGAAAAGCAAGAAGAUCUGUGCAGUUUUUUGUCGUUCUUCAUCCCGGCGUUUUGGAACGCCGCGGUACCUUAUACUUAUUUUAGAACUUAGAUUAUAACUCUAGAACUAGAUGCUUGGAAUCAAUUUAAACAGGUGCAUCUAGAUCUAGGUCGUUCGCAAACGUAACGCUUCUUAAUAAUCAUGCCAGGUAUUGUGCGAGACUUGGUAUCGCGGUUGGAUUAAAGACAAGAAGCCGGCGACGGACGACGACGAGGAGAAGAAAAAACAGAUGUCGGAAUACGUCGACUUAUGGCCAUUUUGUAUCUUGUUGCCGCAAUCGAUUUAGACUUUGUCAGCCUGUUCUGUAUCUUAUCCUCAUCGACCUAGAUUCUGUGUCAUUUUUUGUAUCUAGUCGUCUUCUCCUGGUCAGCAUCGAGCUACCCUUUCGCUUCUUCAACUACGUUAUAUCUAAAAAAGCCAUCUGCUUCUAACAAUCGAAGCGUACACGUAUUGGAUUGACGUCAACCAAUACUGGCACGAGUAUUUUUAUGACCUCGAGCGUCACUUGACGGCGAAAGGCACCGAGAGCCAUCGAAAAAGUUUUCACGCACUGACCCAGCUGGAUAUGGAUUUGAAGUGCAUCGGAUACCGUUAAGGGCUGCGAAAGUCUUAUAUUAUCAUAAAAACGCAAACACUCUUCACUCGUCUUUUCCUGCUACUGGAAAAGAGUCAUGAAUGGUAGUGAGGAAUGCGAUUAAAGUUCAAUCGCGACGAUCAUGCUUCACUUUUUUUUACCUCUAAUACCAAGUCCUACUGGUUGCUGCCAAUUUUCAGGAACUUGUGUACGGUGUGUACGGCCAGAUUGAUAUGAAGCGAAGCAUCUGGGAGGAAGAUGUUAAGGGUUUCCGCGGUGCGUCCUUCACUACCAUCCUUCGCCCUUUUUCAAGAGGAGAAUAGGCUAAGGAUGUUUCUUCAAAGAAUGCAAUGUGGAAACCUCUAAUGAUGGGAUACUUUUUGCGUGGAAGGGCUCGGCGUACACGUUUGGCAUUUUGGAACUUAUGGUUGGUUGUGCCUUCGUGUUGGAUAUGUUGCUGCAGGUAAAUUAUAAUGUACUGACUAUCUUUAUUAGAAAGAUGAAAACUUGCUGCGCGUGCAGCUACUUCUAGUUAUGUUUCAUCUUUCUUAUCGUCCUGAGCAGAACAUCGCGCGUUUUUCAUUGAAUGCACUAGCACCAUGCUAAUACGUCGGGGCUUUUUUAAUAUCUUCACUUUUGCUCUAAUCUCUGAAUGACGGAGUCGCUGAAGAUGCUCAGUGCGACGUGUUACGGUGAGCACGUAGUCCGUGAUCUGAUUGAUCUCAAAAUGGUCCGCCAUCCGAAGUGGCCCGUGAACCAUAGAUCCAUGUGGAUGAGCAGUGAUGAAGAAUCAUCCGCAGCAUCCAGCAGCGACAAUCAGGAGGUAAAGUAAGUUGUUCUAUAGUUAAUAAGGGGACUCGAUCUUCAUAGUAUAACUAAUACGCUGUAGCUAGGGGCUGGCUGUCAAAUUGCUGCCGCCCGAGGAUAACUCUACUCAACAUGCAUGUUAAUACUAGUUUGAGCCCUUCGCUCAAGGUCCAUAUUAGUAUCACUUUUACACAAUCGACACACUUUCCAUGAUUAUACUCGCUCGCGACUCAUAGAUGAUGGAUGUGGAAGGAGAGUCCCAACAGGACGACGAGAAAGAAGAAGACGAGGCAGAUACAACUCUGAUGGAAGUAGAAGAGCAGCCCCAGCAACAGGAGCAGGACAAAGCUGAAAAGUCCCAGGACGAGCAGCAGGACUCCCAGGCAAGCGGAGACCAGUAAUACCUUAUAAGGUGACAAGACUAUAGUUAUGCUGUAAUCUUCAUUGACAGACCCACUCAUGUCAAAAAGCACCCACUUGCUCCAUGGUUACUCACUUACUUCUCUUCUUUGUUCUCAUAGAUACCGAUAUCAGCACGCUAGUCAUUUAUCAUUGCAAAAAAUAUUAGAUCUGCCCGGUGAAUGAAAACGAGGAGAGUUACGAAUAGGAGGGUGGUUGCGACGAAGAGGAGCGAGGACGGUGGGCAGGAGCGCGAUUUUCUUCGGUGAUUGCUAUCAGUGCUAUAGUAUCUAUGUAAUAUUAAUAUUAUUGGCGUCGGCAGAAGGACGAAAGCGCGGCGCCUAAUAAAAACGGAUCCUAAUAUAAACGUGGCCACUAAGAUUUAUUUAGAUACUUGAAUUACUUGACCUUUUUUCUCGGCCUUUUGCUUUCUAGUUAGGUGUGCUCCACCGAUAUUAUAGAAAUGAAUAUUACUAGGGUUACGUUUGUAGAAUGAAAGAGUAAGAACAAGACGAUUAUGAAAGGAAAAGAAGAGUCACGUAAUGCUGCUGGAGGAAGAUGUUGAAGGGAGCUUAUGCUUACCCUUCGGAUUACGAAGCAAUUGUUUUUUUGUCUUCUAAUUUAUUUGCAUGGGACUAUCACGAUUAUAGAUGGUUUUUUCGCAGCGAGGCUAGUGCUGCUGCGGUUCUGAAUGAGACGAUGCUGAUUUUCAGACUUUGGUUUAGGGCGGAAG
Molecule: messenger RNA, 3034 nt
Organism: Amoebophrya sp. A25
Lineage: Eukaryota; Dinophyceae; Syndiniales; Amoebophryaceae
Source: the annotation of a GenBank genome assembly